Messenger RNA from Corylus avellana, 1168 nucleotides. Its product is annotated as serine/arginine-rich splicing factor RS41. Gene Ontology annotation, molecular function: RNA binding. The record is from RefSeq and is a predicted model, not a curated record. NCBI's taxonomy places the organism in Eukaryota, Viridiplantae, Streptophyta, Magnoliopsida, Fagales, Betulaceae.
CGGUAACAUUGAAUUUGAUGCACGGCAGUCUGAUCUUGAGCGACUUUUUAGAAGAUAUGGCAGGGUUGAGAGGGUGGAUAUGAAGUCUGGAUUACUUGGAAUGUCCAUGCUCUUCUUGGGUGGAUGUACUUCUCUGCAUUUCUUUUCUAGCAUGUGCCCAAGCUUCAUCUUCUUGUAUUUUUCCAGAAGAAUUAAUCUGAUCUGCCCUAGCCCUGCCAUCCUACACUACCUCAGAUACCAUUGCUUUUUCAUUCCUCAUGAUUUUUGCUCAGUGUUCAGUUUCCGACACGUUUCAACAUAGAAAUCAUGAUGAUUUUCAGCCAGUGGCAGGGUUUGCUUUCGUCUAUAUGGAAGAUGAACGAGAUGCUGAGUAUGCAAUUCGAAGACUUGACAGGACAGAAUUUGGUCGAAAGGGCCGCCGACUUCGUGUUGAGUGGACCAAGCAUGAACGUGGCAUUAGAAGGCCUGGUGGUUCAAGAUCUUCAGCUAGCACGCGACCAUCAAAAACCUUGUUUGUCAUUAAUUUUGACCCAAGUUAUACGAGAACAAGGGAUCUAGAGAGGCACUUCGAUCAAUAUGGAAAAAUAUUGAACAUAAGGAUUAGAAGGAAUUUUGCAUUUAUUCAGUAUGAGUCACAGGAUGAUGCUACCAAAGCAUUGGAUGCAACGAAUAUGAGUAAGUUCAUGGAUCGGGUCAUUUCAGUGGAAUAUGCAGUUCGAGAUGAUGAUGAUAAAAGAAAUGGCUAUAGUCCUGAUAGAAGAGGCCGGGACAUGUCUCCUGAUAGGAGAAGCUAUGAUCGUGUGCGAUCCCCAAGUCCAUAUCGUAGGAAUAGGGAUAGCCCAGACUAUGGCCAUGGAUCAAAUCCAAGUUCCAGACCUGAAACAAGGGGAAGUCCCAAGUUUGAAAGACCUGAGAGCCCAGUCAAUGGGAGAUAUGACAGCCGUUCACCACCACCACGGGAAAGAUCCCGUUCCUGAACAGAGGCAGAAUAAAAGUUCCAGUCAGAUGGUUGGUAGGUUUGCUUUUUCUUUCACUUUGUAGUCUGUUGUUUGGUUGCAGACAUUGCAGGGCUCAGUUAUCUACUUGUUAUUUGUAUUUUUGUACGGUAAUUGUGAACUUCCAUAUGCUUUUGAAUUGGUUAGCAAGUUUAACAUAGUGGUCACAUCAA